UUUCAGAACAGGCCAGUGUUAAGAAUGUCAAUGUGUCACCAUAAUGGACUUUUUGUUGAGUUUCUCUGUUUCUGUUCUCCUGCCCUGUUUAGUUCCUGUCUCCAUAGUUUCUGUUCUUGUCAUUAGUUGCCUUGGUUACCUAGUAGUUUCAGGUGUGUCUUGUUAAUUUAACCAUUAUAUAUACUCCCUGUGUUGUUCAGUUUUCUGCCAGCUAUUCGGCGUUCUAUUGUUGUGCUAUCUUGCGCUAGUGAUAUUUCUGUUGCGUCCUCGUGAAUUUAUAUUAAAAUACUUAUUUUGGAUAUCCCUUCUUUGUCAUGCACUUUAUAAUCAGCACACACGUGACAAGUCUGUUUAGAAUGAAAGUCAAAUUCUCUCUGGGCGAAGGCAAGGAUGGUUUUGUGCGCUGCCCGAUGGAGGCGUUGAACUGGUCAGAGAGGAAGUAUCUUAUACUGGAAGAGAUCCUUACCUACAGGCCAGAUGUGCUGUGUCUACAGGAGGUGGACCACUACUUUGACACCUUCCGGCCUGUGCUCGCCAGCUUAGGCUACCAGAGCAGCUUCUGCCCCAAGCCAUGCUCCCCCUGCCUGGAUGUUCACAAUAACAAUGGCCCCGAUGGCUGCGCUCUGUUUUUCAACCGACGUCGCUUCCAGCUGCUCCACACCGCUCACCUCAGACUCUCUGUCAUGAUGCUCAAAACCAACCAGGUGGCCGUCGUGGCUACGCUUCGCUGCAGGCUCACAGGUCAAGUCUUCUGCGUGGCAGUAACUCACCUGAAAGCACGGAGCGGCUGGGAGGCGUUUCGUAGUGCACAGGGGGCUCAUCUCCUCCAGCAGCUCUGCGACCUAACCACACAGUCGCACCCGGAGAUGGAUGAUGAAAACAGGACUAGGGUUGGGGAAAGCGAAGAGGGUAUUCCGUUGGUGGUAUGUGGGGAUUUUAAUGCGGAACCAAGUGAGGAAGUGUACAGGUGCUUUAUGACUUCUCCACUGGGGCUAGACAGCGCUUAUAAGUGUCUGAGUGAGGACAGGAACACAGAGCCGCCCUACACCAGCUGGAAGAUCCGGCCAAGCGGAGAGAGCCGCUCCACGUUAGACUACAUUUGGUACUCGGAAAGAGCGUUCCAGGUGGACACUGUGCUGAGGAUACCGAACGAAGAGCAGAUCGGGCCGGACCGGCUUCCGUCAUAUCAUUAUCCUUCUGAUCAUUUGUCACUGGUGUGUGAUUUAAGCUUUAGUCAGCAGCCUCAUAGGCUCAUGUAGCUGUCAAUCAUUAGUGCUCAUGGCUUUCAUCUCCAAUAUGGAUCCAGAAUAGUUUAGGAAAUUCCUAGUGCAUGUGUGUGUGUGUGUGUGUGUGUGU
Sinocyclocheilus grahami is the source of this 1356-nucleotide messenger RNA. Its product is annotated as nocturnin-like. The transcript is spliced from 2 exons. The coding region runs from base 315 to 1259 and encodes 314 amino acids. Lineage: Eukaryota; Metazoa; Chordata; Actinopteri; Cypriniformes; Cyprinidae. Gene Ontology annotation, biological process: circadian rhythm. Gene Ontology annotation, molecular function: poly(A)-specific ribonuclease activity. The record is from RefSeq and is a predicted model, not a curated record.